AUGCCGAGCGUGGAGACUGGAGUGCCGGGUGGCUUACGGCUGACGCCAACAUUUCUUUCGCAUCUUCGUACGAGUAGCCCUAAUGAAGAUCGGGGACGGAAGAAGCGGACGGAUUUCUCCACGUAUAACCGUUUAAGGCAGAAUCGAAUUAAGCUCAUUUAUCUUAUUUUGGUUGUUUUUUCACCCUCGUCACCAGUGGAGAAACUCGGGUGGGGAGAACGCGUACGAGAACCUUAA
Messenger RNA from Paracoccidioides brasiliensis Pb18, 237 nucleotides. RefSeq lists its product as uncharacterized. The record is from RefSeq and is a predicted model, not a curated record. The transcript has 2 exons. The coding region runs from base 1 to 237 and encodes 78 amino acids.